This is a messenger RNA of Mytilinidion resinicola, 1415 nucleotides long. RefSeq lists its product as uncharacterized. NCBI's taxonomy places the organism in Eukaryota, Fungi, Ascomycota, Dothideomycetes, Mytilinidiales, Mytilinidiaceae. The record is from RefSeq and is a predicted model, not a curated record. The transcript is spliced from 4 exons. The coding region runs from base 127 to 1410 and encodes 427 amino acids.
UUAGAAGUGGCGACCGGCUCGUGCACGCUACCACCUCAUGCACGGUCUCGGAGGCCCCUCACCGCUUUUUCUCUCAAGCUUCAACACCGCACAACUCCACCAAAAAUACACAGAUUUCCUUCGAAAAUGGAUGCAAUGGAAGCUGCGUUCGCGGAGCUAGAUUUGAUGGAGAAGAAGAUGUAUACUGAGGUCGCAAAGAAGCAUGGGAUUGACAGAACCACGCUCUCACGGAGGUACCGAGGAAUCACGAAGUCAAAGGCUGAGGCCUACAAUUCUCAAAAGCUCCUCUCUCCUGGCAAGACUAAGGCUCUCAUCAAAUACAUCAACAACCUCUCCGAAAGAGGCUUGCCUCCUACGCAUCAAAUGAUACGAAAUCUCGCCCAGGAUUUGGCUGGGAGAAUGCCAGGAAUCCACUGGGUUUCACGCUGGGUCCAUUCGAAUUCCAAACACCUCAAAUCAGCCUACCUUCUUCCUAUUGAUAAGGAACGGAAAAGGGCUGAUUCUGCCCUCUACUACAGCCUCUACUUUAAGCUUCUUGAUGAGAAAGGAUUUCUUAUUGGAAAAUUGGUUAAGAAGAAGAGAAUCUUCAGCAAGCUUGCCUACAAGUUAGGAAGGAUGCGCCAUGUCAUACAAGAUGGCAAUAGAGAGUGGAUUACUGUGGUGGCAGCCAUCUGUGCAGACAAUACGGCACUUCCUCCGACACUUAUCUAUCAAGCUGGAACAAACAAUAGAAAGACGGGUAUUCACCCAUGGAACCCGGAGGUUAUAUUAGAUCAAUUUAAUGCCAAGAAAGAGAAGGAAGAGGAUAAAGAUGAAGAAAGGCCAUUAUUAAGCAACUCUACUGGGUCGGCUCUUACGGCUGGUGACUGGAAGCGAAUAGAAACACGCCUAAAACAGGUGGUAGAAGUUGCUAUACAGUCCAGCCUCCAAAAAGAAAUUCUGGCUGAAGAUAAUAAUAGAAAAGCGGCAGUCUAUUCACCCAAUAAGGUGCGGCAGGCUCGAGAGCUAUACCAAGAGAAAGAGGAUGCCAAGGCUCGUGAUACAGCUUUAAAGGCUGAGGAGAAGGUACAGAAGCAACUUGCUAAGGAAGAGAAGGAAAGAAUAGCUGAGUUCAAUCGCUCUGCUAAAGCUGCUAAGCAGAGAGAACAGAAGGAUGCUGAGGAUCUCAAGAAGCGCAAGGCACAGGAAGCACGUGAGGCACGUGAUGCAGAGAAGCAGCUUAAAGAUGAGAGGAAGGUAAUACAGCAGAGGCAGAAGGCUCGCCAGGUUGUAUUCACUAUUCCUGAGGAGCCUACAGGCCAGCAGAAUCAUGAGGUAGAGGAGGGGGUAGUGAAAUCAACCUCUGGCCGGCCUCAGCGUAUCCGGAAUACGCCUAAGAGGUACGAUGACUCUGUGAUUAUGAUAGAAUGAAAGAG